UCUGGUACCUACACUCAAAAAGGUAAAAGCUCACUGUCCCUCAGCUUUCCCGGUGAUCUCCCGGAAAAUGUCGGCGUGUUGCGAGCUGCGCAGGGCACCUCGCCGCCGCCCCAAGAGUCCCUUUUUAUCUUGGAGCUUCAAGAUUCUUUUGAUGGCCCUAGUGCUCCGGUUACCCACAUCCUUUGGUGACUGUGGUAAACCACCAGUGUUUGAAUCUAUGACGAUAAAGGGUACCCCUAAAUCUUCAUAUGCAGUUUGGGAGAAAGUAUUUUAUGAUUGUAAACCAGGAUACUUUUACAAAUUAUUUUUCCCCUAUAACACCUUUUGUGAGCCAAAUAAUACAUGGUUCCCUCUUGAUGAAGCCUGCUCCAAAAAAUCAUGUCCAACUCCGAAAGUCCCAAAUGGAGGAGUAGUUGCCCCACAGAUGGGCUUUGAAUUUGAUAAAGAAGCUCACUUUUAUUGUGAUGACCGUUAUUACUUAAAAGGAGAAGAAAUUCUAACUUGUAAACUUUCUGGAGACCAGGUGCAUUGGGACUAUGAUAUCCCAAAAUGUGAAAAGAUUUUGUGUAAAUCACCUGGAAAAAUAAAAAAUGGAAAACAUACUAAUAGCUGGAGGGAGGUAUUUGAAUUUAAUGAAUUAGUAACUUAUACUUGUGACCCUUCAAAUGGACCAGAAGAAUAUUCACUUGUGGGAGAGAGCAGGCUUAUUUGUUCUGGGCCUGGCAAAUGGAGUAGUGACCCUCCUCAGUGUAAAGUGGUCAAAUGUGACUAUCCAGUACUCAAACAUGGAAGACCAAUAUCAAAAAUUAAAGAAAAAUUUUCCUACCUAGAUGAGAUUUUAUUUCAAUGCCAGGAAGGCUUCUAUCUUAAUGGCAGCAACCCGGUAUUCUGUGGUGGAAACAAUGAUUGGGAGCCUGAGAUGCCAACGUGUAUUAAAGGUUUCAAGCCUACUCAUCCAACCAAGCCUCCAGUUUCAAGAUAUCCAGGCUAUCCCAAUCCUCUUGAAUUACCACCAAUUGAGGAGAUCGUGGAAUUAGAUCCAGGAGUCAUUGCUCUAAUUAUCUGUACUAUACUUGUUGCCAUUGCAAUAAUUUGCACCUGCUUGUAUAAAUGUCUUCGCAGAGGGAAGAAAGGGGGCCCCCGUGAGCCUGGCCGUAGGCGAGCUGGCACAUCAGGCAAAGGGGCAAGGUGGCGGCAGCUCCGCAGAAGUCCAGAGCCCACCCAGGUAAGUAGCCAGAGAACAGUCAGCCGGCCCCACGCGGGCGCGGGCGGAGCCUCAGUUGCCAGCGUGCCCGGUGGCUUAGACCCACCACAUUCCAUCCAGAGCUAA
Messenger RNA from Pteronotus mesoamericanus, 1330 nucleotides. RefSeq names its product membrane cofactor protein-like. NCBI's taxonomy places the organism in Eukaryota, Metazoa, Chordata, Mammalia, Chiroptera, Mormoopidae. The transcript has 12 exons. Gene Ontology annotation, cellular component: cell surface. Bases 68 to 1330 code for a protein of 420 amino acids. The record is from RefSeq and is a predicted model, not a curated record.